Molecule: messenger RNA, 558 nt
Organism: Penicillium samsonianum
Lineage: Eukaryota; Fungi; Ascomycota; Eurotiomycetes; Eurotiales; Aspergillaceae
Product: Peptidoglycan-binding Lysin subgroup
Exons: 4
Coding region: 1-558 (185 amino acids)
Source: RefSeq, a predicted model, not a curated record
AUGUGGCUCUGGAGUCUCUUAUCGACGAUUCCCACGAUUUCGAUGGACUUUGGCUAUGCAGCUCUGUGGACCGGACCACACUAUGACUCUCAACACGUCUUUGGAUUUCUGGCUCUGAGAAAUGGCACCUUUAAAGCCAUCCAGUCUGCCUUUGAAUCCUGGUCCAAUGCCGAGUGCCUUGACUUCGAACAAACCACGAACUUCACGGCUAGUGCCCACUUUAUAUCUCUUAUGCUGUCUUCCAUCAAGGCUGGAAAUACGACCACAAGCAGCAUAAAAGCCUCUGGUUCACUCCUACCUACCAAGUCAUAUACGCAAUAUAAGAGGAAUCUGCUAUUUUCUAGGGCGGAUGAUAGCUACGCCGCAAUCGCCUCGAGGUGUGGUAUCUCCGGGGCUGACUUCACUAAGUACAACUCUGCGAAAGGCUUCUACUCGAAGUUAAAGCCUGACGGAUUAUAUGCCAUAGCCACUGUUGGCGAUAGCGAAAGUUGUUUAACGAUUGGUGCGGCUAAUGGUCUUACGGAGAAAGACAUCGAUGGUUUCAAUCAAAAGACUUAG